Molecule: messenger RNA, 1032 nt
Organism: Psilocybe cubensis
Lineage: Eukaryota; Fungi; Basidiomycota; Agaricomycetes; Agaricales; Agrocybaceae
Exons: 7
Coding region: 1-1032 (343 amino acids)
Source: RefSeq, a predicted model, not a curated record
AUGACACUUGAAAUCGAGAGAUAUACCCUCAGCACACUAACCUAUGGAGUUCCUUUGACAUGCCCGAUGAAGAGGUACAUGCGUAAAAUUGACCUGAAAACCCCCAUUCCUGAAGGACCUGGCGUAAUCUUGUUACUUGCACAUGGUGCUGGCUUCUUUAAAGAAACCUGGGAACCCACCAUAGAAGACCUUUUUGAACUAGAUAAGGGAAUGGUUGUUCAUGAAGCAUGGGCACUCGACUGCCAGAAUCAUGGAGAAGGGUGUACUCUAAACGAGGACGUUUUAUCCCGUAAACCAGGCAUACUGACGAUAUGGGACUAUGCGGACGCGUUUUCGGCACUUUAUAGAUCUGGCCUACUUGAUCCCAUGCGACAAGGCCAUAAAAUCUUUAUAUGUGGACAUUCCGCGGGAUCCGUUGCUGUGGCACUCUCGACCUCCUUUUUUAACCCGCCAUCCAGCAUUCCGUUUGCAGGUGUCAUUCUCGUCGAUCCACCAAUGUGGGGGACAGAGAAGGAAGGCCAAUUUUCGGACAUGUACAAGAUGGUGGAGACUAUGACCCCUAUCAGACGAGAUACUUGGAAGAGCCAUGACGCUGCUGUCAAAUCGAUAAAGGGGAGCCUCCCCUUUGCAAUGUGGGAUGAACGGGUUCUUGAUACCUAUAUAAAAUACGGUCUUCGACCUCUUCCAACAGCGUUUUACCCCGACAAACAAUCUGGCGUUACAUUGACGACUCACAGACAGGAAGAGAAUAUUGCAUUUACAGGAUAUCAAUUCAUCCGUGAUGCGGUGAACCAGCUUAAUAUCAUCUGUAGACACGUCCCUGUCCAUUUGAUUUACGGAGACAGAAAUGACAUGUUUGAAAGAGAUAUUCAAGAUUCGUUGAUAAAUCCUCAAGAGGGAAGAACCUUUGCAUCAGUCGCGCGAAUAGAGGGCGCAGGUCAUCUUGUUGUACAGGAGGCACCUUCCGCAUUAGCUGCAGCACUCUUGGCCGCAGUUGUGACGAAAGAUCGAACCUUGUCAAGCAAACUGUAG